Messenger RNA from Setaria italica (foxtail millet), 2000 nucleotides. Its product is annotated as cold-responsive protein kinase 1. The record is from RefSeq and is a predicted model, not a curated record. NCBI's taxonomy places the organism in Eukaryota, Viridiplantae, Streptophyta, Magnoliopsida, Poales, Poaceae. Gene Ontology annotation, molecular function: protein kinase activity; ATP binding. Gene Ontology annotation, biological process: protein phosphorylation. The transcript has 7 exons. The coding region runs from base 492 to 1715 and encodes 407 amino acids.
CCCCCUCCUGGAGAAGUCAAAUACUCGGCACGCCACUUGGAGCCACCCCCCACCACGAGUCCACAGUCCGCGCGCCCCCAACCCAACCCGCCGCCCCGUCUCCUCCCUCCCUCGCGAAAGCUCGCCGCUGCUGCGUCCCGGGCUCCCGGCGCCCCGUGGCGGCACGGCACUCGGGGGGGAAAGCAGCAGGCAGAGGCUUCGGCGAGCCUUCGGGAGGAGGCGGUUCUUGGUGCGUUCCCUGCUGCGGGCGGGGGUAAUUGAUAAGGGCGCGGGUGUGCUCUUGCCUCGCGUUGUUUGACUCGCUGGGAGGCUUGUCGCGGCGGCUGGAUUGGAGUGGAUUCGGUUCAUCCUCCCGGGUCACGGCGGCGGCGGUUCAGGACAUGAUAUAAGUCAAUGAGCAGCAGUAAAAUGCUUCUGUUGAUAUCAUAAGUGCAAGCUGAAGUUAUCGAGCUGAUAGCACUACGGCAGAUAUAAUAUUUUGAGAAUCUCAAAUGAGUUGUUUCUCUAUCUUCUGCAAGAAGAGAAGGACAACGCGCCAACCAAGUUCCAAUCAUAAUGAAGACGUCCCUGGUGGUCCAAGUAUAAAAAAAUACACCUAUAGAGAGUUAGUAAGGGCCACAGGAAACUUUAACAAAUCGAACAAGAUUGGUGAGGGUGGUUUUGGUUCAGUUUACAAGGGACAGCUCAAGAAUGGAACAAUUAUUGCCGUCAAGGUCCUUUCGUCAGAGUCAAGACAAGGAGUAAGGGAGUUUCAGAAUGAACUUGUGGCAAUUUCCGACAUCUCACAUGAUAAUCUUGUGAAGCUUUAUGGGUAUUGUGCGGAAGGAGAUCAAAGAAUCCUAGUUUACAAUCAUCUUGAAAAUAAUAGCCUUUCACAAACGCUCCUAGGUUCCAACCACAGCAAUAUCCAGUUCAAUUGGAAAACUCGAGUAAAUAUUUGCCUUGGCAUUGCACGUGGGCUAGCAUACCUCCAUCACGGUGUAAAUCCCCACAUUGUUCAUCGAGACAUCAAAGCAAGCAAUAUACUUCUUGAUAGGGAUCUUACCCCAAAAAUCUCUGAUUUUGGUCUAGCAAAGCUUCUUCCACCAAAUGCAACACAUGUUAGCACAAGGGUUGCAGGAACACUAGGCUAUUUGGCUCCCGAAUAUGCUAUUCGAGGACAAGUGACACGCAAAUCAGAUGUUUACAGUUUUGGUGUUCUUCUUCUAGAAAUAGUUAGCGGGAGAUCCAACAGCGAUACAAGAUUAGCAUAUGAGGACCAGAUACUCCUUGAAAAGUUCCCAGAGAUCACCAAUGGGGUUCUCCUCUUGCAGACAUGGAUUUAUUAUGAGCAGGGAAAUCUGGAGAAAAUCAUAGACAGCUCUUUGGGCGAUGAUUUGGACGUCACACAGGCUUGCAGGUUCCUGAAAAUUGGGCUCUUGUGUACACAGGAUGUCACAAGACACCGACCUGACAUGUCAAAGGUCAUCACCAUGCUUACGGGUGAAAAGGAUGUUGAGUCAGAGAAGAUCAGCAAGCCUGCUAUAAUUAGCGACUUCAUGGAUCUCAAGGUCAGGAGCAUGAGGAAACCAAACGACAUCGCGACGUCGUCCACAUUCCUAUCCUCCCUGAUGGCACACUCUUCUCCUCUGCUGUCCAAUGAGACAACGCAAGCCUCCAUGAUAUCCACUGGACAGGUCUCCAUGAUAUCCACCGGGGUAUCGGAUCGUGAGUAAUCCAUUCGUCUGUGAAGAAACAGAUUGUUAGUGAAGUGAGUUGGUCGCAAUAUGAAACACAUGUAGACAGAGUAGCAUAGGUGGACGCCUUGUCCAGAAGUUUACCAGCCGGUUUCAUUUUUCAUGUAUAGAUGUAAUUGCUUCAUUUGUAGUCUGAAGUUCUGAACAUCAUUGUUGAGCCAAAUCAGUACAUAUGAGGGGAAAAAACUUCUGAAUGUACAAUAUUGGAUUGAUGACACAUUUUCAUUGUGCACGUACAACCUGGCGGUGCCUGUUUUUGGGUGA